Molecule: messenger RNA, 1659 nt
Organism: Naegleria lovaniensis
Lineage: Eukaryota; Heterolobosea; Eutetramitea; Acrasida; Naegleriidae
Exons: 1
Coding region: 1-1659 (552 amino acids)
Source: RefSeq, a predicted model, not a curated record
AUGGCAUGGUCUUUUCUUGGCUGGAGUUUUGGUGAAGUGAGUGAACAUGUUGAAAAGGGAAAGGAAUUGCUCGGUCACUAUAAGAAACAAUCUGAUUGGUCCAAUUGUUGGAGAGAUGCAGUGAAUGAAAUGGUGGAGCAUUGUAAGCAGAUUAAAACAGAUGAGAUUACUAGAACCAAGCUAGCCAUCCAACUAACAAACUGCCAUUUGAGCAAGUCAGGGCUCAUGACAUAUCAAUGCAAAGACGACAUGACCAUUCAAGAAUGUACAAAAGACAUGAUUACUUCACCCAUAGCUUUCAACAGCUAUACAGAGUUUAGCACUCAUGUUGACAAUAUUUGCUUUUUUAUCAAGUCAGAACUAUUUCAAGAAAAAUCGGAUCAAAUAAUUAAUAGUUUACUUGACGAAACAGUUCGAACCUUGGAAAGUAUUAACUCUCUCAAUGAAAAAGCUGUCAAAACAAAUAGCAUUGUUCAAACGUCCAUGGAAAUGCAGGAAAAGGUUCUUCAAGGUCAAAACAAGUUUGAUGCCACUCUCAGGACAAUGAAGAAGCUCGAAUACGAAUUCUUUCAAAACUUAACACAGGAAUUUCUGAAAGUCAACUCUCUCUCUAAAAAUUUAUUUGACGAAUUACACCAUAUAUCAACAGAGCAAUCGAAGCACAGAACACAAGUAGAAGAUCAUUUUUAUUCACUCAAUAGUGCCAACAAAGAAUUAAGUAGAGCCUUAGAUCGGUCUCUCCAACAAACCAAGCAAAUGAGCGAGGACCAAUCAUCUAUCAUUCACACAUUGAAUGGAUUGAAUCAAAAGCAAAACGAGAUUUAUGAAAUUUCUUCACUUUCUCUUCAACAGCAAGAUCAAUUACUUAAAGCCCAAAAUGCACUCCAAAAGCUACAACAAGAUCUGCAUGUUCUCACUUCAACAAAAUUGGAGUCUAUUGAGGUUAAAUCUCUAAAUAUCGAGCAUGGGUUAGAAAAAAACAUGGAAUAUCAAAAUUUACUUUUUGAACAACAGAAGCAAGCAGAAUAUCAAUUGACACGUCUUCAGGAUCAACAACAGUUAUUGUUUCAAGACGCCAAGAAAUCUCUGGAAGAAUUACUCAAGUACAAUGAGGACGCAGCCACGAGUAUCAAAGAACAACAUGUUCAAGUUCAGAAAAUUAUGAACGGAGUUAUGGAUCUCAUUACUGUGAACACUUCAUUACUUGGAGAAUACAUGGAUAUCAAAUCCAUAUUGUUCUACUCGCUGGCUGUAGUGCUGACAUUUUUAUUAACAUCCUCAAAGUUCACACAAAAUGCCAGAUUUUAUAUUUAUCUAGUUUUUACUUUAAAUUUAUUUGUAGAAAAGUAUGUCUUGUCAAACUUAUUGGAUCCACUCAACACGACACGAGUCAAUUAUUGGAAAGGAGUUUGUAGGCAAUUGAGUUUAUUACUUUCAUUCCUAUGCCUUACUUGGUCUUUCUUCUUGUACAAGGAUUAUAGUCAAAUGAGUUUUGAAGAAAUUUCUCACCUCAGAAAAGAGAUUCUAGAUUUAAGGAAAGCCAAUAUUUCGAGUAAUAAUUAUCAAAUAUUUUCUCCUUUUCGUUCUGAAAAACACUCAGAUCGGCGUGGAACCUAUCAACCAGCACCUAUACAUGACUGGAAGCAAAUCAAGUAUUAA